GACAGACAGACCACUCCACACAGGCAAGGCAGCAGGCAGCAGCGGCAGGCGUCAAUGAGUUGGCGGCGCUGGGCAGUGCCGGUGGGAUCGGGAAGAGAACGAGAAGGAGUGAUCGGCCACGAACCUGGCACAGACGAUCACAAACAAAGUUCCAGGCAUAGAAACCCCCAAAAGUUCACGGCACUGGCGGCGGAGCUGAGCGACAUCGAAGUACCGGGUUACGAGUUUGGGCCACAGGGCAUCGGGCUGAUGCAGGAUGGCGGCCCAGAGGAUCCGUGCCGUGCAGGCGGCCGACAUGUCCCGCAGUCACUCGGAGGGCGACCUCAUCGACUUUGACGCCGACGACGAAUUUUCCUCAAAACGACUCUCCGACAGCAUACCCGCGAACGCGUCAUCGCCCUUCGCCAAGAGCUCGGUGUGCGAGGUGGUGGCCGUGCGUGACUUCUCGCCGGCCGUCUUCCCCGCGCUGUCCAUGCAACGAGGCGACCGCCUCUCCGUGCUCGACACUGCGGGACCCGAGUGGUGGUACGCACGCAAUCACCGCUCUGCCGGCUUCAUCCCAGCGUCCCACGUGCGCCCGCUCGACGGGGCGGCGCCCCUGCGUCGUGCGCUCGCAGACAGUGGCAUGGUGGACUCCGGCGAGGGGGACAGCGUGGAGAGCGAGACGGAUGGGUCCUCUGGUGAGGGGCGGCCUCUUGCAGAGACGCCCGGCCGCGCAGAAGGCGCCGUCGCGCUGACGGAAGUUUCGCCGGCAGAGCGGCCGAUGCUCGCGAACGGCGACGCCGGGGACCGCCACUCCUGCGCCAGUACGGGUGACCUACUGCUGGAGCGCAAGAUGGGGAACAACCCGUUUCUGCAGAGCGCUUACAUUUCGAACCCAUUUCUGAAUGAUAUUAUGACUCCAAGUCCUUCAAACAGUUUCCACAAAGCUGAAAAUACGUCUGCCGAAAAACUGUUGUUUGACUUCGAUUCCAAAAUGGUUCUGAGGAACGGUGUCGUGAGUGCAGACUCUGAACCGCAAAAUAACAUCGCGUCAAGCGGCGUUUACAGUUCCAACGACGUCUUUGCAGUGGACAACUCUGAUGCCUUGGUGUGUAUGGACUUGAACAUGGAAAAACUUCUGAGCCGGCAGAUGCGAUCUGGCAAUGGCCAAAAGCCCAGCAGACACGAUAGUGGGAGGAACAACAAACAGAGGUCGCACAGCCUUUCGGAGCUGAGUGCCAUGCAAGCCACGCAAGCGGGGCAGGACACGAUGGACUUCCUGGACCCACUGGGCAAACCCCUCACUCAGGACUAUGGUUCACUCCACGACCGAGAGGCCUACCGGACGGCCUGGCUGCAGCAGCGUCAGAUGACGCGGUCGUGCCACAACCUGGGUGCCCUGUGCCGCAACCCCGGCUGGGGCCAAACACAGCCUCUCCAGACCCAGGCUGUGUUCCGGCUGGAAAGCUCGGGGGGCUCCGUGCAGGUACCCGAGACGUCCGUGAAGCUCCACGCGGCGCCUCUGCCGACGACCUCUUGUCUGGACGACGACAAUGGUGCCGGCGUCACCAGGGAGGUCAGACUCAGGGCCCUGCUUGACCCGCCAAUCAAGCUGAGCGGAGACAUGAUGACGGCCGUCAGCCCCGUGGUAGAGGUGCGUCUUGUUGGCCACCCAGUGCUGAACCCACUGAUGCUGGAAAUGAGGGUGGCGGCUCACGUGAAAGAGGAUCCGCUGAGCCAGAAGUGCGCUGAAAUUGUGUGCCUGGGUGCAGAAAAUCCCGAGGGCCCCUACGCCCUCCUGCCCGAAUCCUAUGUCCAUGGAGACAUCAUUCAUGUUCAACUGGACAAUAAAAGGCAUUGUAUCUAUGUGGUCGCAGUGGCCCAGUUGAAGAGCAAUGGUAGUUCACUUCCGUGGGAUGCCCUGCAAGAUGCGGAGAGCAUCAAAGAGGCCCUGGUUAGCCAACCACGUGCAGUAUCUGAAACCUCGUCAAGAGAGCAGCAGGUUGUUUCACAGAUGGCACAGAAUGCAAGCGGCAGCCGAAGUUCCCACACAGGAAAAACAAUAUGGGAUUUCAUUCGAAGACAGAUGACACUGGCAGUCUACGGGCCAAAGCACCUGCACCCGACCUUCACUCUAGUGCUUGCACUGUUUGGUCACUUCGAGGCUCCAUCUACUCUGCCUUCAACAGACACCAACUGGGAAGGCAAAGUGGGAAAGAAAAGCCACCAGCAGCCAAUUGGGCUGACUCUUUGGGGGAAGCACGAAUUCAUCUUGAACAGGCCACAGAACGUGGACGUGUCGCUGUUUUCCAGCGAGCAAAAUGUGCAGGUCACUGGCUCCAAAUCGGGAUCCGCCAAGAGCUGCUGCACCGUGCGGGGUUUUCAGCUGCGCCUGGGCCGCGUGUGCCGCAUGGCAUUCCAGCUUUCAUAUCACGACUCGUCGGUAGGCCUCGCCGCGUUUGCACUGCGGGCGCAGCUGCACACCGACGCCCAGGAGCUGCUUACUCAGUUCAGCGUGACGACUCCACCAGCUACAGCGCCUGGCAAGGUGCCCGCACCGCGGCGCUUUGUCAAACGCAAGGAGCUCGGCAGGUCCUUGCUCUCCUCCAUCUCCUCGGCGCCACCCUCGUUCACGGUGCUCGCACAUCGGUCUGCUGAGGCAGCCACCUUUCGAGAGCAUGACUUCACGAUGCCUAUGUGUGCCACAGCCCUGAAGACAAUCGUGCGCCAGACCAAGUUCAUGUACUUUUUGGAGUACAGGAAAGGAGCCACCAUUGGGCUGUUGAGCAAGGAGAAGAUCCGGGCCAGAGGCCAUGCAAAGACCAAGGAGUGGUACGUGGGCUACACGAACGGCUGCGUAGGGCUGGUGCACUGCAAAAACUUGAAGCUGCUUCCAGACAACGAGCAGGUGGCUCCAUCGGAAGUCCCGCACGUGAACACCGGCACCCUCCUCGAGCUCCUGCUACGCCCCUGCCACUCCCUCAACUUCAGCUGGUCCACGGUGUCCACGAAGGUGGCAGAGGGGCUGGCUGACUGGCGGCCGUUAGCCCGGGUGCUGGGCUACCGCGAGGAGGAGAUGGAGGAGAGCUUUGUGGAGGAGGAUGUGGACCGAGUGUCUGCCGUCCUGGAGAAGCUCAAGGGUGACUGCGCAGGUGGUGACGGGAAGAGGAGGUGCUUCUUGAAGGAGCUGUUUUCUGCCCUGCUGCGCCUGGACCAACAUGCCGUGGUGGUGCGCGUGCUGCUCGACUGCGUGCUGCUCACGGUAUCCGUGGACCUGGGCGCCCGGUGGCGCGAGCUUGCCGCCCACUUGGCCAAUGUCACACGGCAGCAGGCCGAGGCCUACGAAGCCCCACACUGCCAGGACGGGGUCCUCCUGCCUGAGACGGUGUGGAAGCCGGCGUUCGACUUUCUGGUGACGUGGAGCGGGUCAUCGCGCGAGGGCUACUGGGACACACUGCAGGAGAUGCACACCGCGCUUGACCGCACGCGUGGCAGCGGGGCGGCGCGCGGGGACCGCGCCCUCACCGGCGUCCUGCUGCUUGCGCACGGCCUGGACACGCUACGAGCGCACGCCUUCCCAGUCGCCGAUGGGUGACCUGCUCCUCUUUGUCAUCGGGCCUUGCACUGCUGAUGAAACUGAGUGAAGUUGAAACCUGUUCAGGCUUUGAAUGUAUAUAUGUUGAACUUAUUUCGCGGCGUACAUAGCCAACCGUGGCUAGUCCGGCCAUGCUAAACACUGCAAGGAUACAUUGAUCUGCAAAGUCGAUUGAUGGAUUCAAUGCCGUUUAGUUUUGGCGUUGAAAUGAGAACCCCCUUUCCUGCGAAUUUACAGACUGGAAAAAGUUCGCCACAUUUACCUUUAAUUCUGCCGACAAAUAGAAAACUGUAAGCCAGUGUUUUAGGCAAUAACGUUGAGAAUUAAGCCACCGUUUAAGGCAAUGGCCAGAAGAGGAACCAUUUCCUAAAAUGUUAGUAUAUAUUUCAGUUAAAAGGCAGAGAUGACAAUGGCAAUGAUGAGGUGUGUUCAGUCUGUGCUUGUACACUGCUGCCAACACAGUUGUCUAAGUUUUAUUUGUAUGCUUUAUUUAUUUACUUUAUAGCUUCCACAGUUCACCUGGAUGGUGCAUAAUUAUUAUAAACGACUUGUAGUGCCAUCUUCGUUUGCUUUGUUCUAUCACAUUGCAGAAUUGUGCUUAACUAACCAGGAUGGGCCAAGAUUAAAAAGUUAAGCAAAAGGCAUAGUCAUGGCGUGUUAGCAGAAAAUAGGAAGUUGCACACUGUUCUUCUACAUUUGAUUUAAAGCAAAGUAAUAGAUACUCUUUGGUUCUUUCGGUAAAGUCACGUAGGUAGAAAUGUUUUAUUUAGUUUUAUUUUAUUUCUACCUACGUGACUUUACCGAAAGAAACAGAGUAUGGAUUCCUGCAGUCACGAAAGCUUCAAAUCAAGAUCAAAUAAAUAGAAGGAAAAUUAUCACAUCAACAAAAAAUGAAGAUUACACUUAAGUACAGGCCUGCCCGGAAACUUUCUUGAGAUUUUGCGAUAAGCACUGCCCAUGCUGCUCCCAAUGUUGACCAGACACAACUUGUCUGCAGAUCACAUUCCGUUCGCCUGCAUGGCGGGAGAUGUGAACUGUUUUGGAACAGGGAAUGUAAAUAAAUCUGUUUUUUUUUAAAGUGAGCAGUUUGCUUAUCAUCACAGCCAUAUUAAUACUUUAUUUAAAGCAUAAACCUAACUAAUCUGUAAAAAGAGUAUAACUGGUGUAAUAGGAUAUUUUUUCCUAUCUUUAUUUUUUAAGAUGCUUUUUUAUCUUUUGUAGUUAAAGAAUGAAGCCAUAUCUUGUAUUUACGUGAAAAAGAAUCCCACUUUCAUUCAUGUUAACACAAAGUGUAUGGCUGUAGAAAGAUUGCUGAUAAAAAAAAAAACCUUCAAUGUCAGUCAACAUUCAAUUGUAAUGUUAUCUUAUUGAUGUUAAAGUCAUCGGGUUAUAUCGACCCUAUAAAUCGGUGUGCAAAAGCUUGCCUAUGACCAAAAAGAGAAUCCGAUUUAAUUGAACAAGGUUAAAGUGGAUUGAACUGCAUGUUGCUUGACACGUAGAACAUGAAAACACAGCAGAUAGCAAUACAGCACAACCGAAAAAUAACCUUGCAUAGCUCGGUUAAAAUAAACACAUUACCAAUUGUAAUGACCGAGGCAGUAAUUAUAUUAGCCUCGUUAAAAGUUCCAUCACACAAGUCAUGAGACAAUCGUUCCAUUGGCAGGCAAUGUUGUCCACUAUGGCCCUCUAGUGGUUGAUAGCAGUAUUGUGUAGGCGUGGCUCGGCUGCUUUUGAGAUACACGAUACAGCAGAGGUCCCCAACCCCCGGGCCGCGGACCGAUACCGGUCCAUGGCCUGUUAGGAACCGGGCCGCACAGCAGGAGAUGAGCAGUGAGUCCGCACGUGUUGCCAGCCCAUUAUUUUAUUUACCACUUCCAUCCGCGCCUCUUUCCCGCACUGUGCACUUGUCUCAGUCACAGUUUUUGUAAGCCCACAAGCUAACCCCUAGCCAAAAUGAGUAAAAAACAAACGUCGCUGAAAAAUUGCCUUCCACAAAACCGGUCCCUGGUGCCAAAAAGGUUGGGGACCGCUGCUGUACAGUACAGGCAACGUAUAUUAAUUAGUGGACUUUGAACUACUGCUUGUGCAACUAUUUGCAGGUCACCUCGUGGGAGUAUAACAAAUUGGAAUUUGUUCUAGGAGGAGGAAAACAAGUUGUGUCAUUAUGGGCUGAAAGUGUGCCUUGCUUACUGCUGGUGGGAUUGCAAUAGCUCACGUGAAAAAUACCUUUGUCACCUAUUUUAGACGUUUGAGAUAAUAAGGCUCUGGUUUCCAUGCCUUAUUAUUAUUAUCCUUUGUGAUGUGAAAUAUCGGUGGUGUCCCAAAAGGGGUGAAAGAAAGCCUCAAGGAUUUCUACCCAGCCCAUGGUGACAUUUAAAGUGAAACGUUUUGUAACGAAAACAUGACGGCAAUUUGAAAUUAAUUUGUAAAUAUUUAAAUAUUGGUCAUGUUUCUUACACAGUUACGCUUUUUUCACUUAGUUUGCUGUCAAUAGUAUGACAUUUAAGUCUUGAAAAUGUAAACAAAACAAUCACUUAGCACAACACUCCAGUAUAUUAUCGUUUCAUGUUUUAUUUAAUACCGUAAUUUAAUUACAUUCUCAUUGUGCGCAUGUUCAAUUAGCCAGGCACACGCAUUGUCAGAAAGGGAGCAAGUUGUUUUAAUCUCACAUUUUCAAGCACACGGGGUAUGUUGUAUCAAUUUGCUCUCGCUUGUUUCACUGAAAUGUAUCUGUUGGCUUUAGUGGGACUGUACUAAUGCUUUGCUAUUUUCUGAAAACGCGUAAUUCCUAUCUAAUUGGCUGAAUACAUAUUGGUCCCUGCUGUCUGCAGCAGUGAAAGCUAAAUUUUUGUCAACAUCAUUGCUGUAUAUAUUUAGAUGUAGCCUUUAUCCAAUACCUACCAGCGGUACAGGAUGAACAUUCAAGUGCCGCACUGCAUUAGUGUUGGUUGCUAAAAAUGAACUUGAGUCCACAACAUUGUGCAGUCCAUUUCUGGGGGCAUGAUAACUUCAUUCUCCUCGGCCAGGUGUCGGCAAACUGCGACAUUAUUUAUUACAAACCCAGCGUCUCGUAUUCACUUGCUUUAGCGGCUCUUGUAUUGAGUUUUUGACUGAAUUCGAAAAAAUGUAACCCGUAAAAACAAAGUUUUUCACUAUAAAUCCUUUAUAUGCGUGGCGGCUAGAGUCCUCUCGUCCUCUGGCUUGAGAUGGCUGCCACCUAUAGGUCAGAUGAUUGUCUGCCACCAUUAAGCAAUUGGUAAUGAAAUAAUUUUUUUUUAAAUUCCCUAAACAGUGUAAAAUUUUGGAAAUGUUUUUUCACAAAAAAUAAUUGUCACGCACAACGAGUCUGUGUGCAAAAUGUCAGCUCGAUUGGAUCCCGGGCAGUGGGUUAAAAAAUGACCGAAAGAUUUGCACGGUCAUAAGCAAGCACGCAAGCAGGCAAGCAAGUGAACUUAAUAUAAAGGAUUUAAAAAAUGGCUCUUGUCAUUUUAGUUGCCGACCCCUGCGCUAGGCAGUGCGAAGGCCACAUUCAAAACGGCAAGAUGGAUUACAACGCAGAUGUUUCACGUGAACUUCCUCGUCAGAGGCCUAAGAAACAAGUGGGGUCAGCUGGCUUGCGAUUUACGUCUCAGAGCCUCGGGCAAAUCACUCAGAAAACAUGUUCAAAACUGAUCCAUCCAGCCUGACUGCCAAAAGAAUACGGCUGUAGCUAAUAUGACUGUGAGAAUACAGUGGGGAGAACUGUAGCUGAAGUACCUCGUGGCCCCAGGACAUUCCCAGUAAGCUGUUCUUGCUGUUGAAAGGAUAAUUAUCCUCUUCGUGCAAUCGGCUAACCUUCCCUCCCACCCACUUCUGUAGGGGGAAAGGCAGUCGGUUUGCUAUGGCUUAAUGUGUAUUUAUACAUUUCUUGACUAUUUAUUUUCAGUUUUUCUCAUUUUAUAGAUUUGCAUGACUGCAUUUUCUUAGUUAAUAUAGUUAUAUUUUUAUUCUCGCAUGAGUGACAAUAUUGUACAUCAAUUUGUAAUCCUAUAAUGCCAUUGUUUUCUUUUUUACAAUUGUUGAAUGAAAAUGUUGUUUUUAAGCAACCUAGUUUCUGUACCAGAAAAAAAACCUUAAAUUGUACAGAGUAAUUGAGGUUAAUACUGUUUAUGUCAUAUGCAGGUGGAGUAUAUAUUUAAAUAACAAUAGUUUUUUUAAUCUUGAUUUGAAGCUUACGAAUCCAUAUACUUUGGUUCUUUCGGUAAAGUCACCCAGAUAGAAAAUGUAUAGAUCACGACGUUUCGAUCGCAACACAAGCGGCCGUCUUCAGGUGAGAGACAGAGAAAGCUACUGAAACAAGGUCUUACACAGGCCUGAGAUAGCUUUUGCUCACAGAGAAAGGCUAAGUGUUUAGGCUGGCUGAUCUUCGGUAUCAAAACAUUCACCAUCAAUAAAUUGAAUCCAUCUUUUGACUCCAGUAACUAAAGAGAUUGUAAUUAAUAUUCUGUAUAUAGUAAAUAAAAUAACAGUAAAUUAUGUUGUGGUUAUUUUUCAAACAUUACUAUUUGAAUGACCUACUGACUGUAGGGGUUGAAUACUGUGCUAACAUUUGAAAGUCAUGAACGCUGAGUAUAGGGACCCCCCCCCCCCCCCAUUGCCAUAAUAAAGAAUGAGCGCCCGUCACUGGUCAGCACAAGAGCUGCGGUUGCUUUAGGUUCACGCUCCACGUGUAUUGUGAUCAGACGAAGUCCACGUGCUCAAUACGCGAUGUUGUUCUCUUACACCCCGCAGUCGCAUUACACGCCGCAGUGCUUUGUGAACGUGUCGGCGGUGCAUUCUAGGACGAGGUGCGUGUUGGGCUCUGCUGUUGCUGUGUGGGAACAUGUCUCGUGUUUGGCCGAUGAAUCUCGAUGAAGUCGACGUUUUGAUCACGCCAUGGAACGAUUCCUACACUCACGAAGGAGCCCCCUCUGCUGCGGUGUGUUUGGUGAUAAAGAGUUCGAUAGUCACUUAAUUACGUCCUAUGUUAAGUGUAGUAUUUCAAUAGAAAAUGUAUUUAUACCCCUACUGUUGUAUUAGCCAUAUGCUAUAUAACUCCACAUUGUAUAAAGUCUCUUUUUAUAACUUGGCCAUAACGAUGGUAGGAAACCUGAGAAUCAAGUUUCUUUGUGUUUUUUUUUGUCUUAGUUAUUUUAAAUAAACAUCAAAAAAUCUU
This is a messenger RNA of Lethenteron reissneri (Far Eastern brook lamprey), 8771 nucleotides long. RefSeq names its product SH3 domain-binding protein 4-like. Gene Ontology annotation, cellular component: cytoplasm. NCBI's taxonomy places the organism in Eukaryota, Metazoa, Chordata, Hyperoartia, Petromyzontiformes, Petromyzontidae. The record is from RefSeq and is a predicted model, not a curated record. Gene Ontology annotation, molecular function: protein binding.